AUGAUACCGGUUUGUGCUCGAAUCGUCGGCACAAGCACGACCAUCUACGGAUCGGUCAGGGCGAUCGCCACGACGCCGGCGAUGUUCAAAGGACACUCCAAGUGGCAGAACAUCAAGGCCACCAAGGGCAAAAACGACAUGAUCAAGUCGCAGACCACCAAUCUCUUGUUGAGAAAAGUUGGACUUGCUCUUGUCAAAAACCGAUUUCUUUGAUUCAGGUCAGGGGAGCUGUGUCUCGAGGGGGCUUCGACCUGAAGUUGAACCGUGAACUCGCCGGUUUGGAGCAAGACUUCCGGUCCAAUGGACUAUCGCUGGACACUUUCAAGAACUUCUUGCAGAAGAUCAAGGUUCAGGAGUUUGCAAAUGGGAACUCUGUGAAAAGGGAACGAUUAACGAAGCUUGGAAUUCGAAAAUGUAUAUGUAUAUUAUGUGAAACGUACCUUAUCUUGUGUAUAGUCAUUACAAAAAUCUCAUUCGAAAUCUCAAAUUUUUCAGGAGUUUGGAAAUUGGAACUCUGUGAGAAGGGAACAAUUAACGAAGCUUCGAAUUCGAAAAUGUAUAUGUACAUUAUGGGAAACGUACCUUAUCUUGUAUAUAGUCAUUACAAAAAUCUCAUUCGAAAUCUCAAAUUUUGAAUCAGUUUUUCGCUUAUUUCGCAGUUAGUUCGUGAUCGGAAAAAGUUUUUAAAAAAGUACCGGAAGAAGAUUCUGAAAGUCUCAACCUGCACAACUUUCUAGUUUUUGUGAAAUAAGGGCUCAAAACCUGAGAAAGGUUUAUUUUAAUGGAUUUUGAAGGUUUCCUUCGACUAUGAGGUGUAUUUUCUUAAAAACUAGAAAUUUGUGCAAGUAGAUAUUUUCAGAAUCUGCACGUGGUACAUCAAAAAGUGUUAUGACAAAUAUUCAAGGCAGUCCCAAGCGCCAAAAAAAAUUAUUUUCCUUGCUAGAGGUAAAAAAUGUGUUGAAAGUGAAAUCCCGAUGCCUUUCUUUUUUAAGAUUCCCCUCAACUGAAUAUAGUUUGAUCUUUUCAGGACAAGCCCGAGAUCGAAUACAGUUUUGAUGUUAUCGGCCCCAGCGGCACUUUUUUCAUCAUUCAGGCGGAAACAUCCAAUAAAAAGGCGUUUGAAAGCGACCUACGCAAAUAUUUCAAUAAAGUUGGCUAUUUCUUGUAUUCAAAAUAUGAUUUCUGCAUUUAGGUUGGCGGUUUCCGAUUAGCAACGGAUGGAGGUGUGAGGAAUUGGUUCGAAGAGAAAGGUUUCAUUCAGAUUGACACGAAACGAAGUGGAAAGGAGGUUAAGCUGGAGGAGGUAGAAUCAAAAAAUAGAAAGAAAAAAAUAAUUAUUUUUGAGUUCAGAUUGAAGAGAUAGCUAUUGAGAAAGAGUGUGAGGAGGUGACAGAAGUUGAUGAGGACGGGAGGAAGUUCGAACUCGUUUGUGACGCCAAGGAAGUGAACAAGAUCGAAGGACAACUUUCCAAAGAAGGGUGAGUAAAGUUUUUCCAAGACAAGGUUUUCUGUAUAAGUGAGAUUUGGGUGAAUCAGAAAGGACCGGACGCGGUUCGGGACAUUUCCAGUGACCUCUUUAGUAGUGUCAGCUUUUUAAAGUGAUCUCUAGAAUUACUCAGAAACCUCCGGUGCGCGUCCGUUUCGCUUUACCGAGGUCCUAGAAUAUUUUUGCGAAGAUUAUCCAUGAAGCACGUUUUAACACGUUUUUCAGCCCUGAGAGCUCAAAAUUUUGGGUCAAUUUUUUCUCUGGGCUCAAACUUUCGAGCUUGAACUGACUUAGACCCUUUCAAUAGAUUAGCGUCAAAGUUCAGGUUUGAAAAAAAAACCUGUUUUCAAGCCGUUUUAUUUCAUUGUAGACCAUUUCGCUUCGCAUUUUUGUUUUUUUCUCUCUUUCCUACAAAAAGAAAAAGAGUUCUUCUUAAGGUGGUCAUUUUUGAACUUUUUUUUACAUAAAAAAUUUCUAGUAAGAUCAAACUACAUAGUAACUUCAUUUCAUAUUAUUAAAAUUUUUCCAGAUUCACUGUUUUUUCGGCGGAGGCUGGAUUCCGAGCAUUACACCCUGUGACAGUUCCGCUAGCGGAUUCGACAAAAAUUGAAACAUUUUAUGAACUUUUACAGGUUUUUCCAAUUUUUUCAUUCAUUUUUAAUAUUUUUCUUUUUCAGGAAGACGAGCAGGUUCGCCAAAUCUAUGAUAAUGUUGCCUCUGAUGAGAAAUAA
Messenger RNA from Caenorhabditis auriculariae, 2217 nucleotides. NCBI's taxonomy places the organism in Eukaryota, Metazoa, Nematoda, Chromadorea, Rhabditida, Rhabditidae. The record is from the annotation of a GenBank genome assembly.